Messenger RNA from Trichoderma aggressivum f. europaeum, 456 nucleotides. RefSeq lists its product as uncharacterized. Lineage: Eukaryota; Fungi; Ascomycota; Sordariomycetes; Hypocreales; Hypocreaceae. The record is from RefSeq and is a predicted model, not a curated record. Gene Ontology annotation, cellular component: membrane. The transcript has 2 exons. The coding region runs from base 1 to 456 and encodes 151 amino acids.
AUGGCGCUCGGAAUGAUUACCAUUAUCCACAUCGUGCUUGCGGUCCUCGUCAUCAUCGAGCUCGGCAUCACAGGCUAUCUUGUCAAUGUCACUUCCGGCUUUGGCUAUUCGUCUCCCGCCACCUAUGCGUUUAUGCUCUUCAACUCCAUCUGGAGCUUGAUCAUCCUCGUCUACCUGGCCAUCACGCCGCUUUACCUGGCGCGCCUCUACCAUGCUCUUGCAGCGUUUGUCCUCUUGGUCAUUACGACUAUUUUCUGGUUUGCCGGUGCGAUCGCCAUGGCCGCCUUUAUCGGAGUUCCUGCAUGCCACGGAAACACCUUUUGCCAGACCUCGCAGGCCGGAGUCGCGUUUGGGUUCUUCUUGUGGGCAGGAUUCAUGGCGCUCACGGUUCUCGAGGGCUUGACUACCUUGAGGGGCCACGCACGGGCUGACAAGACGACUCCCUCAAAUGUUUAG